GUCUGAAACUAGGAUCCCGGGAAAAGCUGGGCUAGCGGAAGAACCUGAGCUGAUGAGAAUCAACGCACUGGGAUCCGAAGCCCAUUAUUACAAAUUUCAUUUUUUCUUUCGCCUGGAGGCUGUGAUGAAGGCUCUUGCUACACAAAAAUCUAUGUGGCACCCAGGGUAUUAUAUAAGCCCUUGACAGGAGGGGAGAUAGUCCGGUCUGUGCGCUUCAGCCGCCGCAGUCGCAGUAGCCGCGGCGCAGCAGCGAGAGCCGCUCAGGUUGAUUUAGAACGCGGGUGACAGUGGCCUGGCGCGAGCCUACGGCUGACGACAGCGGCUGAUCCCACUCGGUUUCCAUGGAGACGGGCAGGAGCCGAGGCGGCGGCGCGGCUGUCAGCGAGCGCGGCGGCGCGCGCGCGGGGGUCUGCAGGAGGCAGGAGCAGGCCGGGGCCCUCGCUGCAGACAUGGACUCGCAUUGUGAGUGCGCCGCGGAGACGCCCGCCGCAGAGCCGCCGUCGGGGAAGAUCAAUAAGGCUGCGUUCAAGUUAUUCAAGAAGAGGAAAUCGGGGGGCACCAUGCCCAGCAUUUUUGGGGUCAAAAACAAAGGGGAUGGGAAGAGCUCGGGGCCGGCGGUGAUGGUGAGAAGCAGGACCCACGACGGACUAGCCGAGGUGCUGGUGCUGGAGGGCAGCAAGAAGGAGGAGCCGCCUGGCGGGAGCGAUCACAGCGGGGCCCGACCGAUCCCCGGACCCCCCAAAGCCUCCGGGCCUGGCCUGGGCUCCCUGGCCAGCAGCUCGGUGGGCAAGUCCCACAGCUUCUUCUCCCUGCUGAAAAAGAACGGGCGAUCGGAGACCGGCAAGGGAGACCAUGCCGAGGCGAGCAAGGCUGGCGGCAAACAAAAGAGGGGGCUGAAAGGGAUCUUCAGCAGCAUGCGCUGGCACCGGAGGGACAAGCGCGGCAAGGAGGAGGAGGAGAAGGCGGCGCGCGCGGCGGGCCCGGGCAGCCUAGUCCUGCCCGGCUCGCUCACCGCCAGCCUGGAGUGCGUCAAGGAGGAGCCGCCCCGAACCGCGCGUCGCCCGGACAGCCCGGGCCAGGACGCCCCGCGACACGCAGCAGGUGAGCCCGCAGGGGGAGAGCAGGCGCCCGCGUCCGCCGAGCGCGCCCCGGAGCGGACCUGCCUCGAGGCCUCGAGCCCCACCGGCCCUGGCGAUCAAAGCUCCCGGGGAGAGGACGCCGAGGGGCAUCGGCGCGCGGAGAAGCCCGGGGCAGCCCUCGAGUCCGGAGCCGGUGAGGUCCAGGCGGCCGAGGAUGCGUCCAGGACAGGUGACGUUCCGAUAAAGACCGUCCCCCUUGUCGACUCCGAAGGUGGCAGCGGCCGGGCGUCUGCUGUCCCUGACCCUUCCUCUGUUGAUCCACCCUCAGACCCGUCGGCAGAUCGUAUUUGUUUGAUGUUUUCUGACGUGACUUCACUGAAAAGCUUUGACUCUCUUACAGGCUGUGGAGAUAUUAUUGCAGACCCAGAAGAAGAGGCAGGCCCCAGCUGUGACAAGCAUGCCCCCGGGCCAGGCAAGCCAGUUCUCUCUAAAAAGAACCCCAGCGUGGUGGCCUACCAAGGAGGAGGGGAGGAGAUGGCCAGCCCAGAUGAGGUGGACGACACCUAUCUUCCGGAAUUCUGGGACAUGUUGUCCCAGACUGAGGACCAAGGGCAAGGAACCCAGGAGGGCGCCGCGAAGGCAGCCACUGCUUCGGACACCAAGUUGGCCCCUGAGACUUCCAAUGAUGCCCGGUGUGGGGAAGCAGCCAAGGACGUGUCCUCGGUCAAGCGCAGGAGGCUCCACAGGAUUCCCGUUGAGUCCCAGCAGAAGGAGGAGCCCAAACACCCAGAGAAGGAGCAUCAAGAAGGUGUCCCUAACAGCGAUGAGGGCUACUGGGACUCCACUACUCCUGGCCCAGAAGAAGAGAGCGUCAGCAACAGCAGCAGCAGCAGCAGCAAGAAGGUGGUCAUCCCCAGGGAGAGCAACAGUGGUGAUGUUCUCUGUGAUCUCUACGUUGAACCUGAAGCAAGCCCAGCGGCCCUUCCUGCCACAGAGGACCCACCCUGCUUGUCCCGGUUAAAGCCGGUGUCUCCAGGCACCAUCACCUGUCCUUUGAGAACACCGGGCAGCUUGCUGAAGGACUCUAAAAUCCCUAUUAGCAUCAAGCAUCUCUCCAACCUUCCGUCCAGCCAUCCGGUGGUGCACCAGCAACCAGCCAGGAGUGAGGUGCCCAGAACAAAAAUCCCUGUUUCCAAAGUGCUGGUCCGCAGGGUCAGCAACCGGGGCUUGGCUGGAACCACCAUCAGGGCAGCAGCAUGCCAUGACAGUGCCAAAAAGUUGUGAGGUCCCCAAGGCCAAGGAGGAUGGAUGGGCCAUAUGUUAAGGAAUACAACUUUCCCCUGGAAACCACUGAAGGAAAUUCGCUUUCUCCAAAGCAAAUCAUUUAGGACCCACCCUUCUCCAUAUGGCCUAGAAGUCUUUGUUGGAGACAGGGGGCAGGACACCCUGGAAGGGGGAUGUUACACCUGGAGUUCAGAUAAGUUUCUGAGAAUUCUUUUCUAGCACUUUCCUUUUUCUUUUAACCUUUUCAAAAGAUCUGGGCUUUUUCUCUCCUCCUUCUCCUCCCCCUCUUCUUCCACUUCCUGCUCCUCCUCCUCCUCCUAUUUCCUUAUUUCAUGGAUCACUCAGAAGUCACCUUUCCUUGCCUUUGCAGAAAAUAAGAUUUAACCAAAUCUAACAACAACAACAACAACAAAAUCACACCAGGAUAUCAGGCUGUUCUAGAGUCAAAAGGGCCUUGAGGAAUCAGUAAACAGCAGAAUUCUUGCCUUUCUUUCCAGGAAAGAAAAAAAAAAAAAGACCUUCACUUUAUCACUGUGUGGAAAUCACCUCAAAGCUAAAGAUGCAUGUAGCUGUGUGACUAGACAAGGGGGCUGCUGACUGGCAGGAAGUGCCCCAGCUGCCAGAUAUGCAAAUAGCGAGAGCUCUGUGUCUAGGAAGAAAACAGAGAGGUUUAGUAUGGCUGACUCAGAUCAUUUGUCUGAGGAGAAAUAAAAGGCUCACGAGUAGUUUA
Rattus rattus (black rat) is the source of this 3093-nucleotide messenger RNA. RefSeq names its product APC membrane recruitment protein 2 (gene Amer2). Lineage: Eukaryota; Metazoa; Chordata; Mammalia; Rodentia; Muridae. The transcript has a single exon. Bases 342 to 2363 code for a protein of 673 amino acids. Gene Ontology annotation, cellular component: plasma membrane. The record is from RefSeq and is a predicted model, not a curated record. Gene Ontology annotation, molecular function: beta-catenin binding; phosphatidylinositol-4,5-bisphosphate binding. Gene Ontology annotation, biological process: regulation of canonical Wnt signaling pathway.